ACCAAUCGUUUGAUUUUUUACCUCACUGAAGUCAGUUUCUUAAUUAUGACUGUUAAUUUGGAGUUGUGGGUUUCUGUGUUUCCUUCUUAAAUCAAAUGGGUAUGCUGGUUUCUAUUACAUGAAUAUAUAUUUAAAUGACAAUAAUGCAUUUACAAAAUUGUAGUUGUACAUUAUUGUUCAUUCUUCUUCGCUUAGAUAAGCAUAUCCUUAGGUCAGACCUGGCACUGAAUUAUAUGUUAUACAUCUUCAGCUGAUGUUAGCACCAAAUGUAAACACGCCUCUACUUGAGGCUACCAAUCAACGUCAAGUCGGUGUUGAGAGAGAAACAGUACUAGAGAGAGAGAGUUUCAUGGUCAACCCCCAACCUAUAAGCAGGAUUAAAGAAAAGAAAUGGAGAGUGCCAGAGCAGACCUGUUCCAACCUCACCAAUACCCUUUCCAUUUGGUUCAUUUCUGUUCUUCUUCCCUUCAUCUAUACUCUUUAUGGGGUCCUUGUUAUUCUUUCUCUCCGUUGUCUUGUCUUGUUAUCUUGUUUCUGGCCAGCCUUCAUCAGAAUUCGUAUACCCAAACUUCACUGCUACGAAUUUCCGAUUCAUUGACAGCGCUGGCAGUUUCUUAUUCUCCCGUAAUGGGUCAUUCAAAGCUGCCAUAUCCAACCCCGGUGCGCAGCAAACAAACUUUUACUUGUGCAUUAUCCAUGUGGCGUCGAACACCAUCACCUGGUCUGCAAAUCGUGAUGCACCAAUUUCGAAUUCCGGAAAGAUGAGUCUAACUUCAAGCGGCAUUAAUAUCACUGAUCAAGACGGUAAUUUUAAAUGGUCAACGCCACCAUUACGGUCAUCUGUAUCAGCGCUGAUCCUGACGGAGACUGGUAAUCUUGUCUUGCUUGAUCAAUCUAAUGGGAGUCUCUGGGAGAGCUUCCAUUAUCCAACUGAUACGAUCGUGAUCUCGCAGCACUUGGUUGUUGGGACAUCGCUGUCCAGUGCUUUGUCGAAUGAUGACUUAUCAACUGGUAAUUACAGCCUUGCAAUCACUGCCUCUGAUGCUAUACUGCAAUGGCAGGGAUUGACAUAUUGGAAAUUGUCUAUGGAUACCAAGGCUUAUUCCAACUCAAAUUAUGCAGUGGAGUACAUGGCAAUAAACCAAACAGGUCUUUAUCUGGUUGGUCGUGAUGGAUCAGUAGUUGUGAUUCAAGUGAACCUGUCUCCAUCUGAUUUUCGGAUUGCCAAGUUGGAUCAUAUUGGCCAGUUUGUUGUUAGUAGCUUUUCUGGUAGUGACUGGACGCAGGAUUAUGUGGGGCCAGUUGAUGAAUGCCAGAUUGGUAACAUCUGCGGGAAGGUUGGAUUGUGUGGUUACAGUGCUGGAUCAGAUGAUCCAUCUUGUACAUGUCCACCAGAAUUUAGUGCUAAUUCACAGAAUACAAGCGGCUGCUCGCCAAGUGAAGUUUCUUAUACAUUGCCGGUUGCUUGUAAUUCAUCCAGAAACAACAGUGACUCCAACUCUUCGCCGGUGUCAUAUUUGAAACUUGACUAUGGUAUGGCCUACUUUGCUAAUGAUUUUACUUCUCCUGUCAAGUAUGGUAUAAAUUUGUCUGUCUGUCAAGAGCUCUGCUCAGGUGACUGCUCUUGCUUAGGAAUUUUCUUUGAAAACUCAUCUGGUUCUUGUUAUGUGCUCGAAAAUGUGUUGGGAUCAAUUAAGUCAAGCAGCACGACGGAUAGUGUUCUGUUGGGCUUCAUCAAAACUCUAGUUGGAUCUUCACCAACAAAUAUUGGUGGUAGUGAUUUCAAUAGUAAAACAGUAGAAUUUCCAACAAUUGCUUUGGUGCUCUUACCUUUCACUGGUUUCAUCCUGUUAGUGGCUCUGGGAUUCUUCUUGUGGAGAAAAUCUAGAGUAUCCAGGGUUGGAGAGGUAAAAUCUGGCCGUGGAACCUCUCCUUCUUCGGGGGACCUGGAUGCCUUCUCCAUCCCAGGAUUACCUAUAAGAUUUGACUACGAAGAGCUUGAGACAGCAACUGAUAAUUUCAAGACUCAUAUUGGUUCGGGUGGGUUUGGUGCUGUAUAUAAGGGUAUACUCCCUGACAAGACUCUGGUGGCAGUAAAGAAGAUUACGAAUGUGGGUGUUCAAGGGAAGAAGGAUUUCUGCACAGAAAUAGCAGUCAUUGGAAAUAUUCACCAUGUCAAUUUGGUCAAGCUGAGAGGCUUUUGUGCUCAAGGGAGGCAAAGACUAUUGGUGUACGAGUAUAUGAAUCGUGGAUCCUUGGACCGCACCCUCUUUGGCAGUGGACCAGUAUUAGAAUGGCAAGAAAGGAUUGAAAUAGCACUUGGGACGGCACGUGGGCUUGCAUACUUGCACAGUGGGUGCGAUCAAAAGAUCAUCCAUUGUGAUGUCAAGCCAGAAAACAUUCUCCUCCAAGAUCAUUUCCAGGCAAAGAUCUCUGAUUUUGGGCUCUCAAAGCUUCUAACCCCUGAACAAUCCAGUUUAUUCACAACGAUGAGAGGCACUCGUGGCUAUCUUGCUCCUGAAUGGCUUACCAGUUCUGCAAUCUCAGAAAAAACUGAUGUGUAUAGUUUUGGAAUGGUAUUGCUUGAAAUUGUAAGUGGAAGGAAGAACUGUUCAUUACCGACACAAAGCCAUAGCAUUGGUGAUGAUAGCAGUGGUGGUGGCCAUUCCUCUGCUUCAUCAGGGCUUGGACUUAUUUAUUUCCCUCUAUUUGCAUUGGAGAUGCAUGAGCAAGGAAAGUACCUGGAACUGGCUGACCCAAGGCUGGGGGGGCGGGUGACUGGUGAAGAAGUGGAGAAGUUGGUUCGUAUAGCUUUGUGUUGUGUUCAUGAAGAGCCGGCAAUGAGGCCGAACAUGGUAACUGUUGUUGGCAUGCUGGAAGGUGAGAUCCCUUUGGGUCAACCAAGAAUGGAAGCUUUGAAUUUUUUGCGCUUUUAUGGGCGUCGGUUCACUGAGGCUUCCAUGAUAGAAGAGAACCAUGGGCAAGAUAAUGUCAUAUUGUAUCCACAAGCAAAUGCUUCUCUUGCGAACGGGAGGAGUAGCUGGCAUACUUCUUUCUCUUAUAUUUCAUCACAGGAGGUAUCAGGCCCUAGGUAGUGUUCAGUGUCCGAGGUUCUGAAACUCGUGGAAAUUCGAUUUCCACUUGCAUUUCACAUCUUGACAUGGAAUGUAAUAGGUUAGUGUGUUGUUUGUGUAAACCAAUUAUUCUGAGUUAAUGAAUAUACCAAGUACAGCCUUCUAGUUUUUUUAACCA
This is a messenger RNA of Cornus florida, 3252 nucleotides long. Its product is annotated as G-type lectin S-receptor-like serine/threonine-protein kinase At5g35370. Gene Ontology annotation, biological process: recognition of pollen; protein phosphorylation. Gene Ontology annotation, molecular function: ATP binding; protein serine/threonine kinase activity. Lineage: Eukaryota; Viridiplantae; Streptophyta; Magnoliopsida; Cornales; Cornaceae. The record is from RefSeq and is a predicted model, not a curated record. The coding region runs from base 483 to 3095 and encodes 870 amino acids. The transcript has a single exon.